Emys orbicularis (European pond turtle) is the source of this 912-nucleotide messenger RNA. RefSeq names its product sprouty RTK signaling antagonist 3 (gene SPRY3). The coding region runs from base 40 to 912 and encodes 290 amino acids. The record is from RefSeq and is a predicted model, not a curated record. Gene Ontology annotation, cellular component: cytosol; membrane. Lineage: Eukaryota; Metazoa; Chordata; Testudines; Emydidae. The transcript has a single exon. Gene Ontology annotation, biological process: negative regulation of MAP kinase activity; multicellular organism development; negative regulation of Ras protein signal transduction.
CUCUCAUCCAGCGUGGCUGAACUCAACAGUGACGAGACAAUGGAUCUGCCUGCUGAGGACUUCCAACAAGUCCUCUCCAUUGACCAGAUCUGCUCCAUCCGUGCCAGCAAUGACUAUGUGGAGAGGCCCGCCAUCUCCUUCAAGCAAGCUCGGUCCAACCCAUCCCUCUCACAGCAGGCCCACAAGCAAGAGUGGUCUCAGGACUGCCUGGUGUCUUCCACCUUCCAGGACCUGCACCGGAGCCACAGCCACCACCACCAGAUGUCGGCCUUGCAGCAGCACCUGAGUCAUUCCAGCACUGCCAGCUCUGUGUCUCACAGCACCACCACCUCGGACCAGCGGCUGCUGAGCGGGGUCACGCCCUCACAUUCUGGUCACUCCCUCAUCAGGACGCAGCCAAGAGUGGGCGACCUGAAGCCCGAGGAACCACUGAAAGGUGUGGUGGAGAAGGCCACUCUCCACUCUGGACACCUCUUCAUCUGCGAGGAGUGUGGGCGUUGUAAGUGCGCCCGCUGCACAGCUGCUCGCAGCUUGCCCUCCUGCUGGGUCUGCAACCAGCGCUGCCUCUGCUCCCCAGAGAGUCUCAUCGACUAUGGGACUUGCCUCUGCUGUGUCAAGGGUCUCUUCUACCACUGCUCCACUGACGAUGAGGACACCUGUGCCGAUGACCCCUGCUCCUGCGGCUCGGGGUCCUGCUGCGCCCGCUGGGCUGCAAUGAGCUUCCUCUCUCUCCUCAUGCCCUGCCUCUGCUGCUAUUUCCCUACGCUGGGGUGCCUCAAACUUUGCCAGCAGGGCUACGACAGUCUGAAACGUCCUGGCUGCCGCUGCCAGAACCACACCAACACAGUCUGCAGGAAGAUCUCCUCCUCCAGUGGCACGCCUUUCCCUAAGACUCUGGAUAAGCCGGUAUGA